AUGGCGAACACUCAGGAAUCCAAGCCUUUAACAUUGACCGUUCUCGGUUCAGGAACAAUGGGCAUAGCAAUCAUGGGCGGCGUAAUGUCCUCCCUCGCCUCCACCCACACAAAAGCCACCAUCGACCCCUCCUCCGCCCCAAAAGACGUCCCCAACCUCUCCAACUUCAUCGCCUGCGACCAAUGGGCCCCCGCCGAACAAAACGUCCGCAAAGCCCUCGGCCACUACAACUUCCCCCUGCAAACCCUCACAAACGAGAACCUCAAGGGCGUCCAACAAGCAGAUAUCGUCCUGCUGAGCUGCAAGCCCCACGGCUUCAAGACAAUUCUCGGUGAGGAAGGCAUGAGGGAUGCGCUCAAGGGCAAGGUCCUAGUCAGCAUAUUGGCAGGUGUGACCCGCGAGCAGAUCGAGGCAUUCUUGUACCCGGAUGGCCCAGAGAAGGCAGAAAACGCAUGUAGAGUCGUCCGUGUAAUGCCCAACACGGCGUCAUUUGUCGGCGAAUCCAUGUCUGUGAUUCAGACUUCUGAUCCGCCGCUCAGCGAGGCGCAGGCUAAGCUUGUGGAAUUCGUAUUUAGUUCCAUUGGUCGUGUUACUACGCUACCGCCUGCAAACAUGGAUGUUGCGACUGCGCUGUGCGGGUCUGGACCUGCGUUUUUCGCAUUGAUGCUGGAGGCGGCGGCGGAUGGUGCUGUGGCGAUGGGGUUGCCCAGGGCAGAAGCACAGAUGAUGGCUGCGCAGACUAUGAGGGGAACCACAGGUUUGGUGCUGAAUGGCGAGCAUCCGGCUGUGCUCAAGGAUAAGGUGUCUACGCCAGGCGGCUGCACAAUCGGCGGUCUGAUGUCACUCGAGGAAGACGGUGUCAGAGGCUCUGUUGCAAAGGCUAUCCGGGAAGCCACUGUCGUUGCUUCGAGACUAGGUGGUGAGCAAAAGGAAUUCGUAAACCACAGGCGGUAA
This is a messenger RNA of Bipolaris oryzae ATCC 44560, 954 nucleotides long. RefSeq lists its product as uncharacterized. Gene Ontology annotation, molecular function: pyrroline-5-carboxylate reductase activity. The transcript is spliced from 2 exons. Lineage: Eukaryota; Fungi; Ascomycota; Dothideomycetes; Pleosporales; Pleosporaceae. The record is from RefSeq and is a predicted model, not a curated record. Bases 1 to 954 code for a protein of 317 amino acids. Gene Ontology annotation, biological process: L-proline biosynthetic process.